Molecule: messenger RNA, 17399 nt
Organism: Sceloporus undulatus (fence lizard)
Lineage: Eukaryota; Metazoa; Chordata; Lepidosauria; Squamata; Phrynosomatidae
Gene: ZNF618
Product: zinc finger protein 618
Exons: 13
Coding region: 13249-15852 (867 amino acids)
Source: RefSeq, a predicted model, not a curated record
GCCCUCUCUGUCCGGGGGAGGGAGGAGGAGGGAAGGCGGCUCUCCUUCGGCCGGGACUCGGAGAGGCCUUUCGGGGAGAGAGCGCUCCUCCCUCGGGGGCCGAGGCCGGGCUUCCUGAGAGGAACCCCGUCCCCCGAAGAAGGCCCCUCUCUUCCGCUCCGAGAGAAGCCCGGGGCCGUCCUCCGGGGGCGAGGGAGCGGGCGCCGGCGCCUCUUCCAACGGAGGAGCCUCCGCUUCGAGACGGGGACAGGAUUCCAAGAUGGCCGACCCUCUGCUGCAGGAAUUCGAAAAGGGCAGCGGCGGCUGAGGCGGCGGUUCUGGGAGAGGAGCAGGAGCAGGAGGGCAGGCGGCCGUCCGGGGCCCCUCUCGGAGGCAGGCGGAAAGGCGGGCAGCCCCUCCGAGCCCCGCCGCCUCCCUCCCUCCCAUCCCUCCCUCCCUCGGCCUCUCUCUUUCGGGGGAACUGGGAGGGAAACGCUCCGGAAGAGCUGGGGCUUGGCGGCUUCGGCGCUGGGCCUCCGAGGGAGCUGGGCCUCGGCUGGGGCCCCUGGAGCCCCUUCGCGGGAGACCCCAACAACCAAGCGGCGAGGGCGGGGGCCUCUGGCUCAGAGAGAAGCUUCUGGAAGGCCGCUGGCCACAAACAGCCCUUGGCCGCCUUCGGAGGAGGAGGAGAGAGAGGCCCAGGGCUCCAGGGGGUUCCCCCAUUGGCGGCAGAUGGGCUUCGGCCCAGAGCCUCAGGCCAGCUCCCAGGCCAGGCCUUCCUCGGUGGGUCGGAGGAGCCACAAUGGAAAGAAAGGGGGCUCCGGAUCCCAGUUCCAGGCAACAAUCUCUGCCACGUGACCAGAGGCUCCGGCCCUCCUUGGCUUCGCUGCCUCUCGGCUGGUCUCUGGGAGACUCUGCUGCUCCAUCGGAGAAGGAGAAGGGUCCAGGGCCCUCCCUCCCUCCCUCAUGGCAGGCCCUGCCUGCAGAAGCCCAAAGGAAAGGGCUGCAGGGAACGGAGGCCCCUCUGGACCCUGGCAGGGCCCCCUUCCUUCUUCCGGGGGGGGGGCUCUUGGACAGACCCUUCCCUCCCCCCUUUCCCCAGAACAGUCAGGCGCCCAAGGGAGACGGGGCUCCUCUCCUCCAGGCGCUGGGACCCCCGGGGGCCCAAGGCUGGCAGCCCUUGCCCAGGAAAGGUGCUUGCGCAGGCCUACCUUGCAGGGCCCUCUUCCUGUUGGCACGCUUCUAAGUGCGAGGGCCUCCCCUGCGUCAGAGCAUGAGAUGUGGCCAGUUCUCCCAUUAAUAUUGCCAUACUUGCAGAUAUAACAAUGUUAACGCAGGUGGGCAAUGCCAGUGCGUUAAUUCUUCUGUUGCCAUAGGUCUUGCCUUUCAAGCCCUUGUUAAUGCUGUCCGUGGCAGCCUGUUGCUCAUGGCCUCGCUUUCAAGGGAGGCUGCCUGCGCCCGCUGGGCAAGGGGCUGCUCUUCAGAUUGUGCCCUAAAUGGAGCGCAGUUGGCAGCCUUAUUGGGGUUUAAUAGUGACUAAGCAGAGCUUUUUACAGCCCCAGCAGCCUAUUAACAUUUGAUUUGAUACCUUCGGUUUGGAAAGAAAGAGGUAAAACAUACUUCAGUGGUUUCAGUGUUGUGUUCAGGUCAGUUCAGAGCCUCGUGUGGGAAUGACUUCUGUCAGGACCUUUGGCUUAAGCCCUGUGCGGCGUGCGCUCUUUCCUCCCAUUGCUGCCCCCGCACUACAGAAAUGAUCCAGGCUGACGUCGGCUUAACUGCCCUGGCUCAGUGCUGUGGGAUUCUGGGAGCGGUAGUUUGUUCUGGUGCCAGAGCUAGACAUCGAGGAACAAUACUGCAAAUCCCAUAGCAUUGAGUUGAAGCGGUGCCAUCUUGGAUGAUGCAGCCACUGUCCCCCAAAGACACAGACAAACCGGGGCCAGCUCUUUUCCAGCUGGGAAAGGACUGGGGUUCGCUGCCCGCCGGGAGAACCGCUUGCGCUGCUUGGUUCAGCCUCCGAUUUGGGCUGUUAAUGGAAGUUAUGGGACACUUUCUCAGAACGGAAAACGCUUCUUGCCCCGCUGUUGGGUGGGAUGUAGACCAAACCCAUAAAGGACCCAGUUCUCUCCCAGUACUCCCCUGGACUGGUCCAGAAGGGCGUCUCUGGCCGCCCGGUGCCUGGGCUGCUGAUGGCAGAGAGGCCUUGGCUCUCCUUAAGGCCGCUGCGAUGCUGGGGUUGGCGCUACGCUUGGUGGCCCACCUGGCAGGGCUGCGCAGGAGGUGCCAGUGAGAUGGCAAUGCUUUGGAAAUUGUGAAGCCCAGAAGAAAACAGACCUUUCCAGAAAAUGGGGGGAAGUGUAAUAUCAGCCCACAAACUGAGAGUCACUUUGCCAUUUGGAAAACAUGAAAUGUGUUAUACUUUAAAAUGUUUAAUUUUUGUUACGAAUGGAACUACAAAACCCCUCUUUGCUUUCUUCCGUUUAUGACAAGCCCCCCAAACCCCCCCCCCAUGAAAAACUGGAGGAAACGUUGCCAUAAGUCAAAGAAGGUCAGUUUUUCUCUGCUGAUUCUCUCUGGUGUUAAGAGACAGUGUUUGCCACAUGGCUUUUAGAAAGGAGGUAGAAAGAGUAAAUAUGUGGAUGUGUGUCUUCAAUAUUUUAUUAUUCAUUCUAAGAGUAUGUUUCAUGGCCCAUUUUUCAGGGGAAAAGGCUUCUGGGAACAAUGGGAAAGAGCCAUCUUCUCCCUCUGGCCAGUUUUGCCAGGCCCUCCUGCGCUUUGGCCCCCAAAGAGCCUCCCAGUUCCGGAUCCCAGGCCUUGCGUCAGGCGUCAGAGGCGCCAGGUUUAGCUAACAAACUGUUGUGUUCGCUCUUCCAUUAAAAACACCUGUGAUAUACAGUUGACCCUCCGCUUUUGCAGUUUUGAUUAAUAUGUUCUCUCUGGCUCUGCCAGUUUGACCAUAGAGUCACAAUGGAGAACCCAAACGCUUCUCUCGGCAUUUGUAGGCCUUCCAGUGCAGUCUUUGCCAGAUGUUGGCAAUAGAGGUGUGCUGGAGGACCUAGAGAUUCCUAGAGAAGCAGGUGGGCAGCCAGGAGUUCAUCCAGAAGGCCUAUGGGGUCUUUGCUGAGAAGGAUGGCUGCCCUCCUGGGGCGGAAACCUCCCACAGUGGGGACUCUUUUUCCACAGGAGAGAGUUCUUCCAUUCCUACAAAUGCACCGCCGUUUUGUAAAAGUAAUUAGCAACAUCGUGAAUGCACCCAGCUGCAUUGGGAUUUCAAAGAGGUGGCACAGAUUUUGACUAGGAAGCACAUGCGUUUCUCUCACCCCUAUUUGUGAGCACAGGAACACUGUAAAUGAGAUGGUGGUGGCGGUGGUAAAAGGGGUGGUGGGGGGGCUGUGUAUUAAAGCUAAAGUGGUGCUGCCUGGCAGGGCUGAAAGGGCCAUUUUUAUCAUGACAAAAGCCUAUCCUGCCCAGCGUCCCACCCGCUUGGGCCACAGCUGCCCCGUGGCCCUCCCAGCCUCCAAGGCAAGCGGGCGGGAGGUCCAUGGGGUCUCUUCUCCUGGAUCUCAGCCCAGCGGGGAGUUGGCGCUUGCUUUUCUCAGCGGCCAGAGCUCAGGGCAGGCACCUAACCACUGCCCCACCUGCUGAGUCUACCUGGGUAAAUUACAAUCCCUGGACUGGGAGGAAUCUCUUUGCCUUUGUACGUUUAUGAAUACUUGGCAAAGAAAACACCUCAGCAUGAAUAAAACAAAGACAGUAAUUUUGCAUCUCAAGACACCCAAACUGCCAGGAAGGGAUAGCGCACUCCAUCCGCUGAGAAAAGGGGCUGGGGAAAGGAAACCAAGGCUGGCCAUUUCCAUGUAGCUUGCCUGCUAUGUAGCUUUUAGAAAUGAGGUAUCAGGAGUAAUUAUUUUAUUGUUUUAUAUUAUUAUUCUUUCUAAAAGAGAGCAUUCCAUAAUCUUUCCUUCAUUUUUGGGGGAGAAAGGGGGAAAGUAACAUUUGCCCCAAAGUUUUCUGCCCCCUCCCCAGGGCCUUCCCAUCUCUGCCUGUAACUGAAUGGUGGCGCUGGAUGGUUGUCUGUGUGCAGCUGUGUGGCAGAAAGGAUGCCUGGCCUGAACAAUCGGGGCCAAGCGCUCUUGGUGGCUGGAGGGCCUUUCCGUGGCCAUUUGGAGGCCCUGGCGGCCCCCGUGGCACCUUGGAGCUCCCGGCCAGAGCGGAGGGUGCUGAGGUGGCUGGGCCAGAAGGCAGUCGCUGUGGGCGGAAGGUGGGCCCUGGCCACGGAUGGGUGGGGGUCCUGGUGCGUGGCCUGGCACUGCCGGUCUAGGGGUGUUGGUGUGGGGGCACCAGGGGUGGAGGGCCACAGGUCUUUUUAAGGGCAGGUCUUGGGGGCAGGAGGGGGCAGUCUCCUGAGCUGCCUUUCUGGUGCCAUCUGCCCCCCCCCCCAAGGACGGAACUGCGCAAAGUCCUUCACGUGGCGGAAUGCGCGUGAAUGCUGCAACAGUUCAGGGCAGUGUGGAAAGGUUGGGCCCUGCAGUUUGGCAGUCUGUUUUGCUUAGGAAAGGCCUUGCCCAGCCCCUCAGGGCCAGGGGCUUUUCUGGGGUGGCGGCGGCGGAGGGUUUGCUCUCUCUCAGGUGCAGCCGCUCAGAAUUGCCCACCAAACCCUCUGCAGCAUAAGCCCAGGCGGUUUUCCCUCUCUGCACUUGCAUGACAGAAGUCUCUGUGUUACACUUAAUAGACAGUUAAAUCAGAUUUUGGCUAUGCAGAUCUUGGAGUCUGCUGUAACAUCAAUGGAAAUUGGUGCGUUCAACAAACAAAAACCCUUUAAAUUUUUAAUUUCCUUUUUCACGUUUCAGGGUUUCAAACUGUAACCUGAUUUCUUAGAGUUCUACAGCAAUGUAUGAAUUUGUAAAAUAUGAACACAAUAAAUGAAUUUAAAGUAUUUUCUAAACGCAAAGGGAAAAAAAUUCUCCCCUCAAAGACGUUGCUUCGUGAUUGCGAAGAGCGGUUGCGUAGCGAGGAAGCCGCAAGUGGAAGCGCAGCCUUUCGUUCACCAGGCCUGGCUUUUAUUCCGAGGUUUUGUUUGGGACGAGAAACAGUCAUGGACAGUGCUUUUUUAUCAGGAAUAGCGGGUUAGGAUCCUGCGCUGUGCCUUCGGUGGCAAACCGCAUCUGCCCCUUGGCAGACCUUGGGGUCCUGGGGUCUCUGCAAUGGCAGGAGAGGGAAGUGGCACCUGCCGGGCAACUCAUUUGCGUGCCUCGCGCAGAGAGGGGUGGAAACGCGCAUUCCCUGCUCAGGAAUCUGCUGCUGCAAGUUGCCAUUCCUCCAUUACAUUUCCAUCCUUUACUCCACAGCAAUUUGGGAUUGAGGGGCAAGAGAAAUCCUUUCGAGUUUCUUCUCUAAGCUUUCAGCAGAAGAGGAGGUAUGGUUGUGGUUGCUGCUGCUGCUGCUGUUGGCAUUGUUCUGUGUUGCUCUGUGCCAUCCGUACAACAGCCCUGUGAGGCAGAACAGGCAGGCGAGAGCUCUGCCCCUUUUUAGAGGGGCAGGGUGAAGGCCAAGCUUCCUGUUCCUUGCAGAUGGGGCCGCGAUCCCCACACACCUCCUUCCCUGAGAGGAAACAACAUUGGUUUCAAUGGGACUUGGUUUCUGAGUCGAAGAUAGGAUUGUGGGGUGCUUUUUUAAAAGGUUUUAAAAUCAGCUGACAGUGAUUAAUAUUUUUAGAGCUGCAGGUUUAAAGCCAGGACCCUUUCACUAGUUGAACCGAAGGGGUUGGACCUGGCGCAGAGUGUGUCGGGGCUGGAAACUAUUGCAUUUGCGGAGCCAUUUCUAUCGAUCCUUGAGCCGGCAGAUGGUCUGACACACAAGUGGGGAAGGGGCAGAGGGUCUCCCUGCCCUCCUCUCGCCUGCUUCCCGCCAGAGACGGCUGCUGUGGGGCCAAGUGCUCCCCCGUGGCAAGAUGCCCCAGCUGCCUGCCGCCACCCACAACAACAGAUCUGCUGCCCCCCAUUGCCAAGCAGCUCUGCCGCAAACGGGCUCCCAUGCUUCAUGCCUCCCCCCGCAAGGUGUCGUGGGCAAAGAACUUGGAAACAGGACCAGCCCACAGGCGACCCCCUUUGUGGCUCCCGCAUGUCUUGCUGGCCUUCUCCUUGGAAGAUGCCUGGGGUGUGUGGGUCCUGACUGGGAGCACCGCUUGUGGGAGGCCCAAGCCCCUUGGGGCAGAGAAGGGGAAGGCUGCUUCCUGGCUCUGGGGCCCCUGGCCCUUUUGGGGGUCUUUGGCCCGCUGUCCAGCCCUUGCAGCCCUCCCACGGUGUGUUGCAUGUCCAUCUGGGUGCCGUGGCUUUGGGGCUGGGGGGCUCAUGUGGGGCGGGGGCAGGCCCUUCCUCUGGCUCUCACUUUAGUCUUUGGCUGAAAGGCUCGCCAGGCACCUGCCUCUCUGGGAGGAAGCCGGGCUGGGCUUUGGCCUUUAAGGAUGUUUGGGAAUCUCUCUGCAACCUGCGUUUCCUCCUCUUCCCAAAACAGGGAUGUGAGGCAGCUCAGGGCAAGGGGCUGUAAACAAGGUACCAACAAAAGCAUAGAAGGCUAUUCUGUUGUGAUGCUGUUAAACAGAUUAUAUUAUUACAACACAGUUGCAUAGGAUGUGAUUUCAAAAGGCCUGGGUUUUCAAAGCCCCUUCCUUCUUUGUCAGUGAGUCAGUAGGCCAAAGCCCACCUGAAUGUCUUUAGAAGUUCUUUGCCGGUUGGCAAGAGGCGUCUGGGGCGGGACAGCCACCAGGAAGGCCUCCGGCUGGCCAGGAGGAGCGCCAUCGGAGCAGCUGGACAGACCGGCAGCCUUUGGGGAGGAAGAAUUGGCAGGGAAAGGCAGCUGCACUCCAUUGUUUGUGGGGCGGCCCUUGAAAAGACUCAGGAACUUCAGCUGGCCCAAAGAGCCUCCUCCGGAGCGCAGAACUCCCUUGCGACAGCCAUGGCUGCUGGGCUGCUGAUUCCCAGGGCCAGGUAUGGCCUCUCAGCCCCAGGCAGCUCUGGCCAGGCUCUCUGAAGGGCCGCGGCAUGGUCACAAGCGUCCUGCCAGGCCCCGUGGCCCUUGCCUUGGUCCAGCAAGACGCAGAGGCCCAUCGGGCUGGGAAGGCGGGAGAGGCUGCUUGGUGGCUGCUCCUGGGCUUUAGAACUCAACAAAGCCAGGCUGACUCCCUCUUUGGCCUUCUUUUGUCCCGACAGGCUUCUGGGAAAGGGCUUUUAAUGGGGUGCUUCUCUGUUUUGUUUCUUGUCUUUUUGUGGAUAUGUGUUUAAGUGGUUGGGUUUUGUUUUAAUUCUGCAGAACAAUUAUAUUUUAACAUUCAUUUUUGGCUGUUUUUAUCUCUCGGUGUUUUAACUCUAUUUGUUGUUAGUUUUGGUACCUGUGUGCAUUCUUCCUGCAUAUCUUACCUGUGGCUACUUGGAAUUUUGGCUUGCUAGCCCAUCUGCCCUUGCUCUGGCCGGCAGCUUGGCUUCCAAGUCCCAGCAGCCCUAGCAGCCAUCCAGCAGCAACGCAGAGAAGGGUUUUGAUGCCUGGUGUUUUCCGUGUUGCCUUCGUUUAUAGUGUAGUGGUUGGGAUCAAUUAAUGGAUUAUUUGUGUUUUAACGUUGUCUAAAUGGACCUGACCUUCCUAUUUUCAGUUCUGUUGAAUCAUACCAGUGGGGCAUUUACACUCUUGUCCUUUCUAAUAGCAAGAGAAAAACAAAAUGGACAUGAGGCAGUUUUCAUUUUUCAAGCUUCACCACAGGGAUACCGUUGUGGCCUGAUGCUGCUGCAAGAGAAGAUGGUUUUGUUGUUUGCCUUGUAAAGAGGUGUAUUGCGUGGCUAGAUUGUGAGGGAGUUGCAUCAUUUCAGGGUCCCAGGUGAUGAGCAGCUCAGUGGGCAGCCGGUCCUCUGGCCUGGACGGGUAGGGCCCUUUGUGUCCAUACGGUGCCAUGGCCUUCAUGUGCAAACGUUGCAAGAUAGACCCACAAGAGAAAUGGCGAAGUAAUGCUUUCCCUGCUUCCACAUUUAAAAACAUGUUUAAUCCAUUUGCUCUUGUGAGCCUGCAUGGCGUUGCUCAGAGCAUCCCUCCUGUUGUUGCUUAUUAAGGUUGGGGGCAGUGAGCAGUUUGGCUCCCCUUUCCUGCAUUGGAGGAAGGGGUCAGUUUCCAGGCUGGAUGGAGGAAGACUCCUGGCAAGAGUGGGGGGGGGGGGGGCAGAGGCGCAUGCUUACGCGUAUCUGUGGCCAGUGGAGGAGGCGCGCUGUCUGUUGCCUGGCAUUGGCGUAGCCAUAAUCCAUAUACCCCACCUUUGGUCCUGGGAUACAUGCAGCACAUUAUAAAAUUGUUUUAAUUGGUUUAAAUUGCCUGGCUUAAUCUAUUUUAGUCUUUUAAAAUUGCUGUUAUCAUUUAAUGUUUUACGUUGUAAGCUGCCCUGAGAUGGUUGGCUAUAGGGCAGUCUAUUAGUAUUUUAUAAAUGAAUGAAGAGAUGCAGGAAAAAUGGGGAAAAGCCCAGUAAGCCCAGUAUCACAUGGGCGAUGAGCAGAUGCCAGAAGCAGCGGCUUUCUCAAGGAGAGCACCUGCCUUUAGAAAAGAAAGUGCUCUUGUCCAAAGCCUGGAAAAGAGGCGGCAGAAGUCUAGUGGCAGAGGAUGGUCUGGUGGCUCUGCUGGCCUUUCCUCUGAUGGAUUCCCCUCCUGUUUCACAAAAUCCCACCCACGCAUUUGGCCGCCAAGAUGGCUGCUGGCCAUCCGGACACGAGAGCAGCCCCUUUCAGUCAGCAAACGUUUACCAAGGAUAAGUUCCUUUUGGUAUCUUUAGCUGUUGCUUUUGAGGGGCUGGGGGUGAGGCCAAAGAUUGCCCCACAGCCGGACAGGUGCUUUCUGUACCUGGGAUGUGGCAAAACUAUGGUCCACACCAGACACACACACCCCCGAACCAGGUCUCAAAGCACUGGAGCCAGUGGGGUCACUACACACGUGGGCCUGGGCGCAUGCACAAGUGCGGGCAGGUCCCCUGAGCCUCAUGUUAUUAAGCCUCUGCACUAGCUCCCAAAAUACAGUGUUAAUGAAAAUGCAAUUAUUAACACUAGAAUACCAACGCAGCAAAAAGUCACUUGAUCUGAUCUAAAACCUGUGAUUUCUUCCCCUUCACCACCACCAUUUUUGCACACACCUCACUUUCCACCUUUCAAAGCCAACGCUGGAUAGAAACACCCUUUCCAAUGAAUUCUGAUUUUAUUUCCAUUUUGGUAAACUUGAAGUUUGCUUAUUUUAUCCCUGCUUGGGAAAUUAAUCGCAGGGUAUUUAUAGCUUUUGUGGUUGUCCAAAGGGAGUUAUUUUGCGACAAGGAUUUCUGAGAUUUCCGCAUUCGGCCUGGCCUUUUCCCUGGCUCUUUUUAAAGACGGCUAUCUUAGUCUUUCUUUUGCCCUAUAAUUUUUGUUCCAUCUUUAAUUUAAUGCGAAGAAAAACAUUGUGCCUCCCGGAUCCUCCUCUUGAUGCCGGUGGCACCUGAUGAUGCUCCACCGCCUCCUUCUUUUAGGGGCAGCUGCCAUUCUGUAGGAUCUGAGGACCUUGUUUUGGGAGGUUGCGGAGCUGCUUGGCUUGAGGCUGCUGUCUGGGUCUGCUCACCCAUUGGGCGAACGCUGCUGGGCCCAAUGGGUCGUCCCUCCAAACGCUGGCACCCCUCUUUGCCAGAGGGCUUCCAUGGGGCCAGUGUGGGAGGGGAGAGGCGGGCAUGCCUCUUUCGUUGCUUCUCAGGCAGCUAUAGGUCUGGUUGUGGGGCUCUGAGCCUGUGGAGGGGCUGCGUGUCGCGCCAUUGCGAACCCACAAUAUUUGGGGGGCUCCUGUAGCCACUGACUCCCCAUUUUAAAAAUAAAAUCUGCAAACACUUCUUCUCUUCCCCCAAUCAGUGGUUUGAAAUCCUGGUUGAAAUAGCUUUACUUUGGGCCAUUGCAUCCAAUGUCUCUGGGAAGAUGGGCGCAUCUUCCAGCCUUGCGCUCUAGGAUGGGGGCUUGGCCCUUGGCCAUGGAGGCAUCUAGGGUUGAGAGAACCCCAUUAUUUGUUGCCAAUGGGGGUGCUUCCAGAGCAGGCUGAGCCGUCCGUGGCCUCGUCCGGGUCCUCCGUAGGACACAGUCCCCAGAGCUCCUCAGAUCCAUUUAAGUGUGGCAGCAGCGGCAGCAGCAACGUGGGUCAGUUGGGGGGGCAUUAAAUCUGGCAAUUUUCCAGUCCUCUGGUUUUGGUGAUAAGUUACAUAUUUUGGUUAAUAGUUCAGCAAGUUCCCACCUGAGUUCCCUGAAGCUCCCUUGGCUCUGGGGCCUGUUACUUUUUAACUUGCCAGAUGUGAAACCUCAUCCUUGGGAUCUUGUAUUUUGGUAAAGGCUCUGCCCCACCAGGAAGAAGCCCCAGCUGGGCAUGCCGGCAUGUCCUUCCCUUCUCUUGGCCAAGGGCUCCUUCUCCAGAUACUUUGUCCCAUGGCACUGUUAGGCACUGUUGCUGUUUUUGAAAGACCCCGCUCAAAGUCACCAUGCUGACCCAGACAGGAUGGCUCUCUGAGGUGCUGCUGCUCGUGCCAACUCCCCUCAUGCUUUCUUGUCUUGACUGAUAUACUUUUAUGCACUGACACUCCCCCACCGAAUGCGCCGUUCGCUUGGUGUGUGGACACAUGAACUUCCAGCUUAACCGUGGAGUCACCUGCUGGGUUCCCGGGGGAAGAAGUCUCAGGGGCCACCAAGGAAAAGAAGGGCGCACGUUCUGGCACAUUGAUGCCCGUCUGAACUAGAUGAGCAGCUAGAUCCCUCUUGGAAAAGAGAUAAGUGGGAGGCCAGAAUUUGUCCCUCACUGCUCUGAAUUACCAUUGUCAAGUCUGCAGAAAUUGGCCUGUGGGUUUUUAAGGAGGGUCUGGUGAAGGUUGGAUUAUUGUGAGGGGGAAGCAUCUUGUGGCAUGUGAUGAUUGGGCCACGGUUGAUGCGGGAGAGGGGUCUCUCUUUGGUGGCUGAGAAGGCAAGGCGUCUCCUCCUCCUCCGCUACUGAGAUGGCUUCUGCCAUGUUUGCCCCUUGCAGAUGUUUGCUAUGUAUUGUGUUGUGGCUCUGGCACAAUCUGGAUGCUUUCAGUUAACUAUUCCAACGAACUUGCUUUAUAAGCCGCUUUGCUUAUUUUAUGCAGAAAGGGGGAUUGGAAAUACUCCUUGUGGCUAGCUGGCCGGUCCCCUCGGAGUCCGGAGCAUGGAGACAGCGGCUUCUCCAGCUGGACCUUUGCUCUGACCUGAUCUUGGAGGGCUCUUCCCACAUUCUCUCUUCUGCCGCCUGAAGUAGUGGCACAAGGGGGCAUCUCUGGGUGCCUCCAGGGCAGGACUGCCACCCACAGCCCCCGAGGUGGGUUGCGGGGCAGAGGCCUUCAUGCGUUGGUUCUGGUGUUUUCAAGCAAAAGGUGGACAGAGUUUUAAAUGCUUGUUAUUUUAAUAGUAAGUUGUUACGUUUUUUUAGUCAAUUUUUUAAAAAUUCCAAAAUAUCUCUGAGAAUAUUCUAGGCAAAUAGAGUGAGGACAUUGCUAGUUGCAGCAUUUGUUUGUUUACUUGUAAAGUGUUGCCGUUUGUACCACCAGUGUGCAAAAGUUGCGCGUGGCCUGGCCUGGCCUGGCCUGGCGUGGCCACAGUUCCACUUCCAGGCUCUGGAUCAUUUUGCCUGCUGCAGCCUUCUUUUUAUGGCUGGGAAAUCUCAGCUUGCAAAGUUUUUGACGUGAUGCUUAAAAUAUUAACUGAAAUUGCACUUUCUUUCUUUCUUUCUUUCUUUCUUUCUUUUUCUUUGUGUUAUUGGUAUUCCUUUAAGAUUUCAGAAUUGCGCCAAUGCACUGGAAGUGACCUCUAUAACUUUUGAAUUAAGAAUUUAUGCCAUCUUGAAAUUUAUGAAACAUUUCAGCAUAAAAGAGAGCCUUUUUCCCUGAGGGAAAUUGGGCCAUAAAUCACCCUUUUGGCUUUGGGUCUGCUGCCCUGCGGCAGCCGGAGACAGGGCUGCCCCCCACUUCUUUCUGGGGCGUCAUCGCAGAAGACGCUCGGCCUCCAGCUCCCACUCGCUAGAAUUUUUAAUUUUAGCUGUUUCUGCUUGGAUUUAUUUCCAAUAUUCCAGCCUGGCUUUUCAAUUUCCUCAGUUAUUAAAUUUUAAUUCAGUGCAUUAGCAUUUAAAUUAAAAAGGGGGGCUAUUUUAUCGAACUCGCUUUUCCUGCCGCCCCUGAAUUGGCUGGUUUCUGCCGUUCUCACACAAAAAAGUGAAAUGUAGCCAGACUCCUAAUGUACAUUUACAGAAAUUCUGAAAUAAAAAAUAUCAAGGUUUGAAAUAAUAUUGCUUUCGGAGAAAGGCCUCUUGCCCUUGUCUCUGUGUCUCUGCAAAGGGGGCACUCUGGGACACAGCAGGCUUUUCUUUAAAGGGAGAUGAGUUUACAAUUACAAGCCAUUAAUUGAAAACACAAAUUUAUCAGCAAAGAUUUAUCAAUGUGUCUGACAUUUGCUGGCGCUGUGCCGGCGUUUCGGCCGAGGCCGGUGCGGACAGUCUCCCUCGCAGGGCUGCGGGGCAGAAUGGGCCUUUUCUUGCUGGGCAGGAGAGACCCUGCCCCACGCCUAUGGAGGGGUCUUGGGAGGACAUGAUGGAGGAGCUUCAGGGCCUUGGUGUGGGCAGUUGACCCAUGGAGGCCCAGGCUCAGGGCUGGGGGUCCCUCUCUGGCCUUUACCUUCCGGACUGCAUACCCCAUUGGCAGCCUCCUCCAGCCCCACACACUGCUUUGGGGGCUGCAGCUCCCAACAUGGCCAGCGCUUGGGGAGCCUGGGGCUGUGACACGUUGUGCCAAGGGCUACUGGCCCAAGGCUGGCCAGGCAGAUGGGCAGCCGCCUGCUGGGCUUUCCAGCAGAAGUCUUGACCAUCUGCCCUCCCAGGAGACGCCGCGCUGGGAACGGCGUGCGGUUGACUGCUGGAUGUCCGUUCUGUGUGUUUCCUAGAUAGUCCUGUUUGGUUUCCCCUUUCCCCUGAACUCUUGGUCUGCUUAGGCAAUUCUCUGUGAAAGAGAAACCUCUGACUCUAUGAGAAUUUGGCUACUAGAAACAGGAAUGGGCUACUGACUUGGUUCUUUUUUUACAGGACUUUUGGCAAGAGCUUCCGUCUUGAGUUUCUUGGCCAGGCGGAUGAGAUGGAGGGCGGUUUCGUCCAUCUUGUGUCCCUUUGCCGCAGGCCGAGGGGAGCAGCAGCAGCGUUGGGACCAGAGCUUCCACAAACAGGGAGCGACUGAAGAGGACCCAGAAGAGCAUGAAGGCGGAGGGCUCCGAGUCGGCCGCCUCUCAGUCCUCGCACAGCAAGGAGACAGUGACAACCAUGACGGAGGUUAAAGUGAAGACGGAGGUCCCAGAUGACUACAUCCAGGAGGUGAUCUGGCAAGACGACGCCAAAGAUUCCAAGAAGAGCCUGAAGGACGGGGCCGGUGAGGUGCCGGCUGAGAUCUGUGUGGUGAUCGGUGGAGUCCGCAACCAGCAGACGCUCGGAUCUUAUGAGUGUGGGAUCUGUGGAAAGAAAUACAAGUAUUACAACUGUUUCCAGACCCAUGUUCGGGCACACAGAGACACGGAAGCUGCAUCGGGCGAAGGAGCCUCCCAAGGCAACAACUUUAGGUACACAUGUGACAUCUGCGGGAAGAAGUACAAGUACUACAGUUGCUUCCAGGAGCACCGAGACCUGCAUGCAGUGGAUGAUCCAUACGACCAAGCAAUGAUUGCAAAGGAAGAGGUCAAGGAAGAGGAGCCCGAGCCCUUUCAGAAGAUUGGUCCAAGUAUGACUUACCGAGUUUGCAACUUAAAAACAGGCAACUACACCUGUGAGUUCUGUGGCAAGCAGUACAAGUACUACACUCCCUACCAGGAGCACGUGGCGCUUCACGCCCCAAUCAAGUACUCGCGAUCUCCACUCUUCGUGGCUGUGAAGACCCAAGCGAGCCAGUCGGGCAAAAAAACGCCAGCUGCGUCCAUAAUCCGGUGCUCUACCCUCGUCCACCGCACUCCCUCCGGUGCCCCACCGGCAUCCCAGCCCCAGAUGUUCCGCGCUCCAAAUUCUGGAUCCCCCGGAAGCAAGGCCACCACAGAAAGUGCUUUCAGUCGAAGAGUGGAAAGCAAAAUGCAAAACAACUUUGAAGAAACCAACAGCAGCUCCCAACACUCUAGCGAACCAUACACCUGCGGGGCCUGCGGCAUUCAGUUCCAGUUCUACAACAACCUCCUGGAGCACAUGCAGUCCCAUGCAGCUGACAAUGAGAACAGCGUCGCCUCAAACCAACCCAGGUCACCUCCAGCAGUGGUGGAAGAGAAGUGGAAACCGCAGCCCCAAAGGAACAACACCAACAACAUGCCAGCCGGCAGCUCCCUGGCCAACAGCGCCAUCCCUGAGAAAGAGCGGCAGAACAUUGCUGAGAGGCUGCUGCGAGUGAUGUGUGCUGAUCUGGGGACGCUGAGCGUGGUGAGCAGUAAGGAGUUCAUCAAGCUGGCACAGACGCUGGUGGACAGCGGUGCCCGCUACGGGGCCUUCUCAGUCACGGAAAUUCUGGGCAACUUCAACACGCUGGCCCUCAAGCACUUGCCCCGGAUGUACAACCAGGUGAAGGUGAAGGUCACCUGUGCCCUGGGCAGCAACGCCUGCCUGGGCAUUGGGGUCACCUGCCACUCGCAGAGCGUGGGGCCCGACUCUUGCUACAUCCUGACGGCCUACCAGGCAGAGGGCAACAGCAUCAAGAGCUACGUCCUGGGCGUCAAAGGGGUGGACGGCCGGGACAAUGGCGACCUGGUCCACCACUGGGUGCAGAACGUCCUGUCGGAGUUUGUGAUGCCCGAGAUCCGGACAGUCUACGUCACAGACUGCAAGGUGAACGCCUCGGCAUUCUCGAAGGCAGGCCUCUGCCUGCGCUGCUCAGCCUGCGCCUUGAACUCGGUGGUGCAGAGCGUGCUGAGCAAGCGGACGCUGCAGGCGCGCAGCAUGCACGAGGUCAUUGAGCUGCUCAAUGUCUGCGAGGACCUGGCAGGCUCGGCAGGCAUCUCCAAGGAGACCUUUGGCUCCCUUGAGGAGACAGCACCCCCACCCUGCUGGCUCUCGGUCACGGACUCCCUCCUGCUUGUCCACGAGCGCUACGAGCAGAUUUGCGAGUUCUACAGCCGGGCCAAGAAGAUGAACCUCAUCCAGAACCUCAACAAGCACCUGCUCAGCAACCUGGCAGCCAUCUUGGCCCCCGUGAAGCAGGCGGUCAUCGAGUUGAGCUGCGAGAGCCGCCCCACGUUGCAGCUGGUGCUGCCCACCUACGUGAAGCUGGAGAAGCUCUUCACCGCCAAGGCCAACGACGCAGGCAUCGUCAGCAAGCUCUGCCAUCUCUUCCUGGAGGCCCUGAAGGAGAACUUCAAGGUGCACUCGGCCCACAAGGUGGCCAUGAUCCUGGACCCUCAGCAGAAGCUGCGCCCUGUGCCGCCCUACCAGCACGAAGAGAUCAUCGGCAAGGUGUGCGAGCUGAUCAAUGAGGUGAAGGAGUCCUGGGCUGAGGAGCCGGAGUUUGAGCCGUCCGCCAAAAAGCCACGUGGCUCCGGCGAGGGCUCCCCGGGGGUCCAGGAGGAGGAUCGCUCCAGCAAAAAUGAGGUCUACGACUACUUGCAGGAGCCCCUCUUCCAGGCGCCCCCCGACCUCUUUCAGUACUGGUCCUGCGUGACGCAGAAGCACACGAAACUGGCCAAGCUGGCCUUCUGGCUCCUGGCCGUGCCGGCAGUGGGGGCCAGGAGUAAUUGUGUAAAUAUGUGUGAACAAGCCCUCUUGAUUAAGAGGCGGCGGCUCCUGAGCCCCGAGGAUAUGAACAAACUCAUGUUCUUGAAGUCCAACAUGCUUUAAAACUCUUUGGGGGAGGGGAGGGGGAGGGGGAGGCGGGUGGGUGGGGGGAGCGUUCCCCCUCCAGAGCGGACCAUUGAUGCCGCCACAGCCGCCACCGCUGCUGCCUCAGGCAAAACACUGUUCCAAACCAAGAAUCCCAUUUAAGUUCUAAACACUGUGGACCUCAUUCUGAAUGCCCUGGGACACAAGAAGCCAAGAGAGAAAAUGCUUUUUAUAGAUAUAUAUAUAGAUAUAUAUUAAUAUGUAUAUAAAAAGCUACCUUUGGAAGGAGUCCUGGGUGUGGGGGAGCCCUCUUCCUCUUCCUCCUCCGCUAAGAAGGGCACUCCUUGCUCCAGAAAAGUGUGUGAACUUGACAAACGCAAGGCAUGUCUUUAGAGGGCAGACCAAUUGGAUGCUUAUACUCCGACAUCUUCAGGCAGCUGAGUUUCUAAAUUGACUUGAAGGGUUGUUUUUGUUAUUGUUGUUGUUAUUAUAAUUAUUAUUAUAAUUAUUAUUAUCCUUUUUAAAACAUGGAGACCUCCUUCCAACCCCUCUCUCCCCAUCUUUUCUGCCCCCCAAUGCUGCCGCGCCCCUCGGCCCUCCUGCCAGGGAGACCCUUUGCCUGGCCCUCUGUGGGCCCCAAUCCCAAGAGUAAACCAUGCGCCGCGAGGAAGGCUUUGCAUCUUGGCCUUCAGAACUUAGAAGAACUCGCCACGUUCCAGGUUUGCAGGCAGCUGCGUUUCAGACUCAUCCAGAUCUCCCAGAAAGCAGGAAUGGAGACGUGAAGGAUUUUUUAAAAGUAAGUUGUUUUUGCCUUUAUUGGGUCCCCCCCCCCCCCCGUUCUUUGAAAGAGAAUAUUCUCUCUCUCUCUCUCUCUCUCUCUUCCUGAGUUAGAUUACUAAAGAUGUUACCUUUCUUUUUAAAAAAGAGUUGGUUGAUUUAGACCUGAAAUAAUUUAUUACAGCAAGGAAUGUCUGUAACUAAUCUGGGUCUUCGGUAGGUUUUCUUUCCCUCUUCCUCGCCCGUCCCGUCCUCUCCGCUUUCUGGUGUAUCACAAAUGGUCCUCUUUUGGGGCCCGAGCGUCAGAUUUCUCUGUCAGGUGAAGCAGGGCUGGGGGUGCCGUUCCCAGAGGGCGAGACCCCCGUGGUGGCAGUGGGUCGGCUGGAGUCUUCUCCCUCAGCGGGGCUGACCAUGGCAGCUGGCACCAUGUGACCUCCCAAAAGCACUUGACCGCUUCUGAGCCUGUCAUCUUUAUAUUCCGUGUUCAAAAAAUAGCUGGCCCCGCAGCGGUGGUUCUUCGGGCAAGGCCCUCCUCCCUUGGCAGAAGGUAAGAUGGACAAGGUGUGUGGUGCUGACGUGUCUCCCUCCUUUAGGCUCCAAAAGGGGGGGCAGGGGUAGCAGGGGCAUGUUCAGCCCUGGCAGCUCCAAACUGACGGCCAUUGCUGUAAAAAGCAGGGUAGAUGGGGGAGUCUAACAGCCUCCAGGCUCUGCCUGCAGUCGGGAAGAAAGCAAGCGCUCACUUGUUCCAAGGGGGCUACUUCCACUUAGCCACCUGCCACCCCCCCCCC